Cylindrotheca closterium is the source of this 1128-nucleotide messenger RNA. The record is from the annotation of a GenBank genome assembly. NCBI's taxonomy places the organism in Eukaryota, Bacillariophyta, Bacillariophyceae, Bacillariales, Bacillariaceae.
AUGAAGCAUACAUUGGCGGCAACACUAGUAGUUGCUGCAGUUUCGACAUUCCAUGUUGAAGGCUUUGCAUCCAAUAUGCCGCAUCCAAAGUUGGCAAUUUCACGACAAUGGAGUAUUCCGAUGAAUCAUCAAGCUCCUGUCCUUUCCAUGUCAGUGGAAGGCGACUUCGAUCCAGACGCGAUAUCUCGCGCAAGGGAAGAAAUCGAAUCUGGAUCAAUAAAAGCAAGACUUCGUGCUCUGUACAAGUUCACCCGGCCACAUACCAUCAGAGGAACAAUCCUUGGAUCCAUUGCUGGAACGACGCGUGCACUAAUUGAUACACCCGGUGCUAUUACAAAUGCAAACUGGGGCGUCAUGUUGCCCCGUGCCAUUGCUGGCAUGUUUGCACUUCUUUUGGGUAAUGCUUUUAUUGUCGGAAUCAAUCAAAUAUACGACAAAGAAAUCGAUGAGCUUAACAAACCAUUUCUUCCCGUUGCAAGUGGGGAAAUGUCAAAUCGCGCCGCCUGGGUUGCAGUGGUCGCUUCUGGUGUUCUCGGGCCAAUCGUGGUAUACAACUUGUUUCCAAAGCUUCUAUUCAAACUGUAUACAUUUGGAUUGUUCAUUGGAGGCAUCUACUCCGUCCCUCCUAUCAGAACAAAGAAAAAUCCGCUACUUGCUGGGCUUACGAUAGCUACUGUUAGAGGCUUUUUGUUGAACUUUGGUGUCUACUACGCUGUGAAGGAUGCUGUUGGUGCAUCCUUUGCAUGGUCGCCCAAGGUAUCUUUUGUAGCGCGGUUCAUGACAGCAUAUGCCACUGUAAUUGCUGUAACAAAAGAUUUGCCUGAUAUUGAAGGAGAUAAGGCCAACCAAAUCGAAACGUUUGCCACGCAGAUUGGCGUCAAACGUGUUGCACAAGGUGCUUCGCUAUGCUUGUUUGCAAACUAUGUCCAUGCUAUCCUCACGGGGUUGCUGUCGGCGCCUGGAACAUUCAAUAUGGUACCAAUGCUCGGAGGCCACGCAGUGUUGGCAACCAUGCUGGUACUGAGAUUCCGGCAACUCAACCCCGAUUCGAUGUCAUCCGUCAAGAAGUUUUACAAAAACGUCUGGGACUUGUUCUAUUUGGAGUACGGUCUAUAUACGCUAAUUUAA